Owenia fusiformis is the source of this 2115-nucleotide messenger RNA. The record is from the annotation of a GenBank genome assembly. Lineage: Eukaryota; Metazoa; Annelida; Polychaeta; Sabellida; Oweniidae.
UGAAUAGUCAAAUGAAACUAUAAGUAAAAAACAUCAAUCUUGAUAUCUGAUAAUUAUGAAAUAUUCUCUCAUAAAAUAAAUUCUCACGGGAACGUUGUUUGGCAAAAUGUCGUCCAUCCUCGGAACUUUUUUAAGAAAGUUGCCGCAUUCGUCACCUUCCCUGCUUCAAACGCAGUUAUUGGGUAGAUCUGUGGUAGUUACAGCUUCCAGAGGAGCUAAACAAUGGAAGCCUGAUGCGGACUAUAUGAAGCAGUUUGAGGGGGCUGUCAUGUUCCCAGAUGAAGUGACAUCUAAAUGGAAACCAAAUGCACUAAAUGUGAAUGCUCUCCAAAGGGAAAAGAAAGUCCAGAACAUCACACUAAACUUUGGACCUCAGCAUCCUGCUGCUCAUGGUGUACUAAGGCUUGUUCUUACCCUAGAUGGAGAGACAGUGGUGAGGGCUGAUCCUCACAUUGGUCUGCUACACAGGGCGACAGAGAAGCUUAUAGAAUAUAAGACUUACCUUCAGGCAUUACCAUAUUUCGACCGCCUUGACUAUGUGUCUAUGAUGUGUAAUGAACAGUGUUACUCAUUAGCUGUGGAGAAACUCCUCAAUAUUGAAGUCCCAGAAAGAGCAAAGUGGAUUAGAACCCUAUUUGGUGAGCUGACCAGGAUUGAGAACCAUAUUAUGGGCAUUGGGACCCAUGCUCUUGACGUUGGGGCCAUGACACCAUUCUUCUGGCUCUUUGAGGAGAGGGAAAAGAUGUUUGAAUUCUAUGAACGUGUCUCAGGAGCUCGCAUGCAUGCUGCUUAUGUUCGCCCCGGUGGGGUCUCGUUAGAUAUGCCAUUAGGUUUGAUGGAUGACAUCUAUGACUGGGCAUCUAAAUUUGGAGAGCGACUUGAUGAAUUAGAAGAUCUUUUAAGUAAUAACCGUAUUUGGAAGUUAAGAACUGUUGAUAUUGGAGUCAUUGGAGCGGAGGAUGCUUUGAACUAUGGAUUCAGUGGAGUGAUGCUGAGAGGGUCUGGUAUCAAGUGGGAUCUCAGAAAAGCACAGCCUUAUGAUGCGUACGAUAAAGUUGAAUUUGACGUCCCAAUUGGCAAGAAAGGAGAUUGUUACGACAGGUAUCUGAUUCGAGUUGAGGAAAUGCGACAAAGCUUAAGGAUUGUGCUUCAGUGUCUCAACAAAAUGCCUGCUGGUGAGAUUAAGGUGGAUGAUAACAAAGUAGCUCCACCCAAACGAGCAGAAAUGAAAGACUCCAUGGAGGCUUUGAUCCACCACUUUAAACUGUACACUGAGGGAUACCAAGUCCCACCUGGCUCUACAUACACAGCUAUAGAAGCACCAAAGGGAGAGUUUGGAGUGUACCUGAUUUCAGAUGGAACCAACAAGCCUUACAGAUGUAAAAUAAAAGCACCAGGAUUUGCACAUUUAGCUGGCCUAGAUAAAUUAUCUAAGAACCAUAUGUUAGCUGAUGUUGUAGCUAUAGUUGGAACUCUUGAUGUUGUGUUUGGUGAGGUGGAUCGAUAAAACAAUCAACAGAAUAGAAUUGGACAUUAUAUUGUACAUAGAACAACACUGCCAACAACAGUAGGAUGGUGAAGUUAUUGUGUGAAAUGGGACGUUUCAAAAAAACAUAUUAAAUAUUAUAAAAAACAUGCAAUUAUGUUAAUAAUAUGAAAUGUCAAGAUAUAGUUUAAAUUUCCGGCAACUGUUUAUGAGACAUUUAAUUAACUGAGUCGUCUAGACUUUAUCCAUCUAAAGGUCGUUUCAAAACUCUGUUAUUCAAAAUUCAUCCUAUGUUGUGCUUUAUGUUAUUUAUUGUACAUAUUAGAAGGAAUGAAUGGAGUUUCUUCAAAUAAACAAAACAGUCAGUAGGAAAAUACAUUUUCUAUUUUUAGCUCACAUGGUGAGCUAUUGUUAUAGCCCAUUUAUCUUGUUCCUGUAAGAAUAUACACCCAUAUUGUUGUCAGAUGGUUAUAUAUUUCCGAUCUUCCAUGUAGCUACUGAUUAUAUAUGGUAUUAUGAAAUCAAAUGGGCUUAAAGGCCCACUAUACUUUAUCAAGAAGAAAAAAGAAAAAAACAAUCAUUGAAACAUGUUACUCACACACUCGCUCAUAUAUGAAACAAAGUUUGAU